Grammomys surdaster is the source of this 1107-nucleotide messenger RNA. RefSeq names its product proline-rich proteoglycan 2-like. The record is from RefSeq and is a predicted model, not a curated record. The transcript is spliced from 3 exons. Bases 1 to 1107 code for a protein of 368 amino acids. NCBI's taxonomy places the organism in Eukaryota, Metazoa, Chordata, Mammalia, Rodentia, Muridae.
AUGGAGCAAGGCGGGUCACGGUGGGCUCCCAUCGGCCGCGCCCGGCGGGGCUGCCCCAUCGUCCUCGGCCCGAUCAAGGCCGGAGCCGCGACACUGACACCCAACCUGGCUAAGUUAGCUACCUCCCUCUGGGAGCAGGGCGAAGUUCUAGAGAAGCAGCAAGCCUACGAGCUCGAGAGGAAGCCGCCGAGCGGCCAGGGUGCGGGUCUCCCGGAACUCGGAGGCCCAGCCGGACAUCCCCGGGCCCAGGGAGGGGAACAAAGGGCCCGAGACGCAGAGGCGACGGCGGACGACCGACCUACCGCGCCGGGGUCCAGCUCCGCGCCCGCCGCCGGACUCGGCGGCCCGGAUCCUCGCGCAGGCCCAGCCUGCCGACGGCGCCCAGCGCCCCCGCCUACCCUUACCGCAGGCUCUUACCCUGGCUCGCCGUACCAAACAGCUCCGGUCCAGCUCCAAGCAGGCCGCGGGCAGAGCCUGGCCCGGCCGCGGCCCUCGAGUUCCCAGGAAACCGCAGGCCGCGCAGGUCGAGCCAGGCAGGCGGCACAGGAAAAGCCGUGUCUCGUCCCUCCCCUUCCUCCUCGGGGACCCGGUGACAAGGAAGCGAGAGGUUCCCCCGAGCGGCGGCAGCCAGCGCGGGUCCCGACCCCAGCACGCGGCUCCUCAGACCCUGCGGUUCAAAGCCAGGUCCGCGCGGAGCUGCCGGCGGCAGCGGGGAGAGGCCGCGUCCAUCGCCAGCCGGGCGGGGGCAGGAGAAGGGUCGGCCGAGCGCCGGGCGGGGAGGCUGGGGAAGGCCGCGCCGGCGGAGGCGGAGCGAACGCCUCCCGGCCGCCCUGCCCGCGGCCACCUGGGGCGCUGCGGAGGCCGGCCCGCCGCACGGGGCGACGACGGGGGCGCCGGGCUCCCUCGGCGGUCGGCUACCGCUGUCCUCAGCCAGGCCUCCCGGCGCCCGAAUCGCCGCGCUGUCAAUCCGCGCGCGCCGCCAGCAGCUGGUUCGCGCACGCUCCGCCCGUCUCGCCCAGCGCGGGCCACUCCGGAGUCCUGCGGAACGGAGGCCACCGUCCCCGAGGCGCUCGGCGCUCAGGUCACCCCCCUCCUCUGGAGUUGUAA